Molecule: messenger RNA, 153 nt
Organism: Ilex paraguariensis (yerba mate)
Lineage: Eukaryota; Viridiplantae; Streptophyta; Magnoliopsida; Aquifoliales; Aquifoliaceae
Source: the annotation of a GenBank genome assembly
AUGGAGGGUGAUCUAGAAGCAAAAGAGGAACUCUAUGCACAGGAAACUGCGAGGAAGAUAAGCGAGAGCCAGGGACUCAGGGAGGCCGAAAAAAAUUCCUCUGCUCACUUCGAUGAGAAUGCUCCUCCUCUGCUGGAAGCUCUCUCUCACUCG